Molecule: messenger RNA, 3051 nt
Organism: Penicillium arizonense
Lineage: Eukaryota; Fungi; Ascomycota; Eurotiomycetes; Eurotiales; Aspergillaceae
Exons: 2
Coding region: 1-3051 (1016 amino acids)
Biological process (GO): regulation of mitotic cytokinesis
Molecular function (GO): GTPase activator activity
Source: RefSeq, a predicted model, not a curated record
AUGGAUUACGUAUCAACGUUAUGUGCGUUAAGCACUGUCGGUAUAGCACCCACCGGCCUCGCGCUCGGGCGCGCAGAACGAAGUCAGAAGCCGAGUCUCUUCCGGCGCAAGACCCUCUCUCAAGAUCACCCUCUCCUCCCUCAACAUACCGCAAAGACGUCCAUUGAUGCUCGCCCGAAGUCAGCUUUACCACCACGGACAAGUGUGGCAGCCGAGUGGCGAGCUGAAAAGGAACAAAGUUUGGCAGAUAGCGCGUAUGGGAACCAAUAUCAACCAGAUCUUCGGCGGGCAUCCUUGUCCUUCAGCGCUGUAAGACGCCGUCGUCGGGGUCAAACUUUCACAGCGCCUCCACUGCAAAUUCCGGAACAUGAAUCAACAGACUCGCAAACUGGCCACGUCCGGCGACCAUCCACUGGUUGGCUGCGGCGCUUGUCAAUGGCCUCGUUCCAGACCGAGAGCCCGACCGCGAGUAGUCCAGUCACUCCGUCGUUCAAUGGAUCAGCAAGCCCAACCUUUCCUCGCCCGCCGAAUCAGCGAAGGGCCCCGAACAAGUUGGUGAAGCGUCCGGCAUCGCAGCACACCAACACACAUCCUCUUGGAUCGCAGACCAUCUCCGGGUCUUCGCCAUCUGCGCUGCGCAGGCCAACCACGAGUCACCAGAGAUCAGAGUCGAUGCGCCUUCCUUUGGCUUCAGAUUUCGAAGAUUGCUUCCCCAAAAAUCUUCCUGUUGAAUCACCAGCGAUCGAGGAAUUCGAGCUUGAUAAGAAGAAACAAUGGGCGUCAUUUUUCCUUCCCGGGGCUGGUAAGUUGGCUGAGAGACUCUCGCGCAGGUUCUCAACAUCAAUCGCCCCGAAAGUUCAAAGUGUUCGCCAGAUUACGUCUGAUCAGAGCGCUCUUCCGGUAUUGAUUCUCGCCUCUGAUGUCGCCGUCAACACUGCUUUGCCCCGAGAGGAUCAGUCAUUGCCUAAUACCCCGGUCGAAUUCCGCAACCCAUUUCAGGCAGCCACCCCGGAGCCUGCUUCUGAACUCGUUCUCGAGCCAGCGGAGAACCCCAAUCACAGGCACUCGUACUCUUUUAAUGAUGCUGAACAAAAGCAGACCGUCAUUGCCAACACCGUCACCGGCUCUGGUGUUCCGAUUCUGGGACGACCUAGGGGUGGUUCUCUGAAGCGUGUGAAAGGGCGCACGUUUUCCAUCCCUCAGUCAGAACUGUCCACGUCGGAGAGGAUUGUCGCCGUCCCAACCCCGGACCCCGAGCAACGGCGUAAUAUCACCGAUCCGAAUGUCUUCCGUCGCCCACAUCCUGUGUCGCAACCGGGAGGGGCUCUUUCAGCUUUGGAAAGACGUUCUCAAGUUGUGCCACGAUCAGUCUCUCAAGACUACAACAUUGGCUUGGGAUCUCGGUCCGGCUUGGAUCCAGUAACCUCGGAUGCAGUGGCACUUUCUGCCUGGCAGCGGGCGUCUCGUCCCAAUGGCCAGCCUUACUCUCUCCGCCGUCGUCCCAAGGGUUUCUCAGUUUCAGGGUCAGACCCAUCUUCCACCAUAAUCGGUUCCGAUGAUACCAGGGUGUUUACAUCAUGCGAUGAUUAUGAAACCGACAUCAUGAGUGAUUAUUGGGACUCAGUCCGCACACGCGAAACCACAAGCAGCGGACUGAAGGGCCUUCGGAUUGAGACGAUGUUUGACAAAGCAGGCACGAGUUUGGCCAAUGAAGAAGUCACGACCUUAGAGACUCUUCUGCCGCGGGGUACUUUCGCCGCGAGGUCUUUGGAACGGGAUCCUCAACUUUUUACUGAUUCAUUUCUGGCCUCUCCCCCUUUGACUCAGGUCCCAAUGGUUGAUAACUCAUCAGUUUUGGCCGAUGCGCCUGAUGAAGACGCCCUCAGCAUGAUUGGGGCAUUGCCUGGCGAAUCAGACAGUGCGGUUCAGUCGCCUUUGUCGCUUGCGUUGUCCAAAUUCGCCGAACAUCCCAACUCUGGCCUGAGUUCGGCCAAGGGCUUCGGAUCGAUGGUAGACGGGUCCAACUCAGAUGUGAACAAAAAGACAAACAUCUUCGACUGGUCUGAACAGUCACGUCCUGAUCGUGAAACGUCGGACUCCGAAACGCGUCCCAGAACCAUGCAUGGAAAGCAAGCAAAUGUUGUUGAUAGAAGCAGUCGUGCUGUUUGCCGGAAAGCACCUUCCACCGUCCACCUUCGCAGUCAGAGUGUCCCCGUUGUGAGUGACAUUCCCACCAGUGACUCACGUCAAACAUCUGGGAAGUUCGGCACCUGGGGCUUGGGCAGUAAAGGCGUCAGCGAAGACUGGGAUAGCGAUUUCGAUUUCGACGAGUCCGAGGAUACACCCACGGCCGAAAGCACUCAGGUCUCUGAACCAGAGACUAUUCGUCAAAGCAUGACUGUUCCGAAAGCCAUUCUGGAACGCCAAGCCAGUCUUCGCGGUCAAUUCGGACAGGUUCAGGAAUUGACGCUGCUCGUGGAAGAAUUGAAGCGUCUCCGGCACCAGGCAAAUGUCUUGGAUCUUGUCAGCGGACCUUCCAGUGAAUUGUGGAAAGAAGCAGAGGGGAUUGUGAACCUUGCUACUAUUGAUGACGAAGAAGAGCAUCGCUCACCUCCAGGAUCUCCUUCAUCUCUCACAUUCAGCUUCGACGAAUCAGAAGAUGAAGGUCUCCAUGCAUCUUCCAAGCGUAACAGCGAAGUCUCAUGGAACGAUGUACCGCAGCGUGAGCGUGAAACUCACUCGCCCCUCACUCAGCUUGCCAAAGACUCGCCUAAGUCCCAAUCUGUGCUUGAUAUCCUGCAGCCUGGUGAUAAACCUCUAGAGAUUGCACCGCGUGCUCAGAAACUGCCAUUCGACACGUCUUCGUUGAAAGAUUUGGUGGUUCGAGCUGGUGUUGUGACGCGUGCGCUGAAGGAAGUCAUUCGCAAAGCAGAGGGGGUUGCAACCAGCCCCCAGAACGUCUUUCCACAAGACCCCCCGUUUCGGCGCAUCUUCGACAAACCAUCUCACGACGACCUUGCCAGCUUUGAAGCUGCUCUCGCCGACUUGUAA